Messenger RNA from Engraulis encrasicolus (European anchovy), 1629 nucleotides. RefSeq names its product antigen peptide transporter 2-like. Gene Ontology annotation, molecular function: ATP binding; ABC-type oligopeptide transporter activity. Gene Ontology annotation, cellular component: mitochondrial inner membrane. The transcript has 7 exons. Gene Ontology annotation, biological process: oligopeptide export from mitochondrion. The record is from RefSeq and is a predicted model, not a curated record. NCBI's taxonomy places the organism in Eukaryota, Metazoa, Chordata, Actinopteri, Clupeiformes, Engraulidae. The annotation marks the transcript as partial.
UUUUUUGGCUGAUUACUAACGGGAAUUCCCAUAGGCUAAUCGAAACUGAAAGCAAAUUUUUACUUUCAAGCUGGGCUUUCUUGUUAACUGAAAGGGAACGCGGUUCAGUCCAAGCCCAAUGAUGUGUGGGCAUAAACAAUAGCGUUUAUUCACCGGAACUUGUUUUAUUGCGUUUCGCUAGUUCCAGCAUUAAGGAUGCGCUCCGUCUGGUUUUUCAUUUUGUCGGUGGCCAUUGAUGCUUUAAUAUGUUUGGCUGAUCAUCGAUUUUCAAAUCGAAAUUCGAAUAGUUUAUUACGCGAAUGGGUUGUGUCUGGGAUACGGUGGUUAAUUUUACAAGUUGUGAUAAAGAAUGACUCUUGUCGUGCUCUGCAGCGAUGGGUUACAACUCAUUGCUUCCUCGCGCCAGUGUUUUUUACCGGGCGCAUGGUGAUGCUUGGGAGCUUUGCACUUGAAAAGUCAUGGGUUUGGUUAUUGAACUUUUUGGUCGCCGCAUUGGCUUGUUUAUUUUGGGAGAUGUCAUGGCCUGACAAAAGUUACCAGGAAAAUGGAGAAAAGACAAGACAAACAGCGCGGGCUCUCUUCAAGCGGGUUUUAAUUCUGUACAGACCGGACUACCUGCUGCUUUUUGGAGCCUUCGUCUUCCUUUCAUUGGCUGUUUUAUGUGAGAUGUUCAUUCCCUUUUACACUGGACGGGUGAUUGACAUCCUGAAGUCGCAGUAUCACUGGAAUGACUUCCUUACAGCUAUCAUGCUUAUGGGCUUUUUUUCUUUAGGAAGCUCCGUCAGUGCAGGCUGCCGUGGAGGCCUCUUCAUGUGUGCCAUCAACAGCUUCAACUGCAGAGUCAGAGUCAAGUUAUUCAGGUCCCUCGUUGGUCAGGAAAUUGGCUUUUAUGAGACCACGAAGACAGGUGACCUAACUUCCAGGUUAUCUACUGACACAGACCUGAUGGCCCGUGCAGUGGCUAUGAAUGUCAAUGUUCUGCUGCGGACAUUCAUCAAGACUCUGGGCAUGCUGUCCUUAAUGGUCAGCCUGUCUUGGAAGCUCACUGUGCUAAUGCUGUUGGAGACACCAAUAACAGGCUUCCUGCAGAACAUAUAUGACACUUUCUACCAGAAACUGGUUCAGGAAGUGCAGGAUUCCAUGGCACAAGCCAACGAUGCAGCAGCAGAGGCGGUUUCUGGCAUCCGCACUGUGAGAGGGUUCAAAACAGAGAAGAGCGAAUCACAUCGCUACAAUAACCAACUGAUGGAAAUUCACAACUUGAAGACCAAAAGGGAUACUGUCAGAGCAGUGUACGUCAUUGUUCGAAGGCUCACUGAGCUUGGCAUGAAGGUGGCCAUGCUGUACUAUGGCAGACUGAUCAUCCAGUCAGGAGAGAUGACCACAGGCAACCUGGUGUCCUUCAUCCUCUACCAGUCCGACCUGGCAGACAACAUUAGAACCUUGAUCUACAUCUUUGGUGACAUGCUGAACUCGGUGAGUGCCGCUGGUAAGGUGAUUGAGUACCUGGACAGGAAGCCACAGGUGAACACAGAGGGAACCCUGCAGCCCGACGUCCUGAAGGGCCACGUCCAGUUCCACAACCUCACAUUCACCUACCCCAGCCGGCCCGACCAGAAGGUGCUGAAG